Molecule: messenger RNA, 1017 nt
Organism: Paraglomus occultum
Lineage: Eukaryota; Fungi; Glomeromycota; Glomeromycetes; Paraglomerales; Paraglomeraceae
Source: the annotation of a GenBank genome assembly
AUGACCGAGAAUCUUCAACCACCCAAAUUGUCUUUUCCAUUUAAGCCGGACACGCUAGCAGAGAUGAUUAAGGAGCUUUAUAACGCAGGACAUGCCUCAAUAACCAUCAUUUUCCGCCCACAGUUUCAAUUAGUCCUUGGAGACAAAGUGAUCAAUGAUACGAGAAUAUAUGAUGCGACUGAAGAAUACUCGACGUCAAGUAGAUAUACAUCCUCGCAGAAACAAAAGGCAAAAGAAUCAACUGCAGCGCCAGUAACCCAAAGAGAGGUGAACGACCUAAUAUCGGCAAUUAUGGAUCUAAAAAAAGACUUGUCCGGGAGCAGAAUGCCAUCAUCAAACAGAUCUGAUGGAACGGGUUCCGAUAUUCUCAAUAAUGUCAUACAUCCAAAUAUGACAUCUUCUCCGGCGCGUUCAUCUUCUGUGGCGUCACCGUUACCUAAUCCACAGCAAGAAUCUGCGUCUAAUUCGAGACAACGAUUCUAUCCUCCGCGCACCUAUCCCCCGAUGCCUUUUCUGGUUGACGAUGAUUAUUAUGAUUUGUGUCGGCUAUUACGUAACGCCGCGAAAGGGACAGCUACUCCACUCACAUUUCGGGCGAUAACCAAUCCCGAAGAUAUCCGAGGACGAUUAAACAAAGAGUUUGGGAUUUCUCGUAACAGAAAGGCUACUUUUAGAAGCCGUCUCAAGGCCGCAAUUCGUUUGGGAGAGUUGCAACUUUACUUAAAGAAUAACCCGAAAAUUAUGAGCGUUCAACAGAGUCGAGAUGCGUUACGAUGUCCGUGGGAGGAGGCUGAGAAACACAUACAGUACGCAACACAGACGUAUAUUCUGUUCCAAGAUUUGGGUCAGGAGGCUUAUGCCAAACUUGAAGAAAAUACUCUGAGCUUUUUAGAAAAUUUAAGUCCUAGCGAACUGACAAUAGUGAUGGACUUCGCUAAAGGUGUCGCUAGUGGGAAGUAUAAUUUACCAGAUGGAAUGAUUGAUAUGGAGGAUAGCGACAAGGACGAUGAAUUUUGA